AUGAAUUUAAAGAUAUGGCCCUACCAUACAUUUCUUAUUGUAAUUAUGGAAUUCUCAAUGAUGUUGACAGCUUUAAACAAUGUAUUCAAUUUGUAUUAUAUUAAUGUGUUGGGCUUUCAUCCCGAUACGACCGUUGUAAUUCUCAAUUUUACCGGAAUUUUGUCUGGGUGUUGUAGACUGAUUGGUUCAGCAAUUUCUGAUGGUUAUUUGGGGAAAUUUAGAGCAAUAUUUUUUGGUGCUAGUAUUUUUGUUAUUGGAAAGAUUGCUUUGACAACCUCCUCAUUUUUCCCGCCCGGUUUCCCCCACCCUUGGCUUGAUUUUGCUUGUGUUUUAAUUGUUAUUAUUGGCACGAGUGCAAUGAGUCCAAGCAUUGCACCUUUUGCGGGUGACCAAUUUGAUCCUCAUCAAGAAAGAAUGAUCUCAGUGUUUUACUCAAUUUUUUAUGCUGCGAUAAAUAUAGGUGCUGUGAUAUCUACAAUUGUAAUGCCUUUGCUCAGAGCAAGACCUUGUUUUGGAAGAGAUUCAUGUUACCCUUUUUCAUUCAGCGUCUCAACUAUUGGUGUUAUUAUUUCUUUUGCAUUUUUCUUCAUUGGCAGUAAAUGGUACACCAAACAGCCUCCUAAAGGAAACAUUUUUGGGGCCGUUUAUGAUGUUGUUAAGACUGCCCGCUCCAACAAAAAAUAUGCCAAAAUUCCCAAAAAUCACUGGCUUGAUCACUAUUUUGAUACCCACAUUUGUGAGGAGGAUAGUAAAUGUAUUGAAUUAAAGAAGGAAAAGGGAGAUGAGAAUGUUUGUCACAAACAACAAUUUAUUGAAGAUUUUCAUUGUUUGUUAAGACUUGUAGUUGUUUUAAUACCCAUGCCUAUGUUUUGGGCUUUGUAUGAUCAGCAAUACAAUGUUUGGAUGAAUCAGGCACUUCAGUUAGAUAGUCGGAUAUGGGGUGGCAUUCAUCUUUUGCCUGACCAGAUGCAAGUCGUUAAUCCGGUGCUUAUUAUUGUGCUCAUUUUUAUUUUUCAAUCAUUCAUCUACCCCUUUGCUGAAAAAAUUGUAAGAUUAACUCCACUACGGAAGAUGGUAGCUGGUGGAUUUAUUGCAGCAAUAGCCUUUUUUGUCUCGGGAAUUGUACAGCUACGAAUAAAUUUAUCUCUACCCGAGUUUGCUGAUGACGGCCAAGCAUUUGUUUCCAUUGUAAAUACUUUUGCUAAAUGCCCUCUGGAAAUAACUCAUUUGGAGACAGGCGAGACGAGGCUUUUGUUACCAAAUACGUCUCUAAUAAACGACAAAACACAAAAUCGCAUCGAAAUGUUCCGUGUAUUUCUUGGCCAAAAUAAAUGGAAGAUUGACGGCGUUGGAGACAAUUGUGCUGAUUUAAAUAUAAAAUUGCCUCAAGUUUAUGAAUUUGAUAUUAAAGAGCCUAUGAGCUUUAUUGCGAUAACUACACGAGGAGCGAUUUUGGCUUCGGCCGAAACUGAGAAGCCUACAGGCGGUUCUGGUCAAUUUAAAAUUGCCGUGAUUAUGGCGAUGGAGGAUGAGAAGGAUGGGCAUAAUAACAAACUAUUGGCAUUUUGUCGUAAUGAUCAAAAGUGUAAUCAACAUGAUGGAAAGAACUUCUAUGCCUUCCUAAACAAGAAGAGAGAACACUCCCUCCAAUUUAUUAAUUAUAUGACAACAAAUACAACAUCGACAUCUUCAGAUUUGACUGCGUCCCUUCACCCUUAUAUUGAAGUUAGGCCGGGGAGUUGGAAACUUUUCCUUCUACACAACGAACCAACCAAACUUAUGGAAGAAAAAUUAAAUGAGGAACAAUUAAAGGAUGUUGAAUUCGAGAUGGACGCACAAGGCGGAAUCUAUGCCCUCAUAAUUACCGGAACUAAAAAAGACCCACACGCAACAAUUCAUCAAAUUGUCCCUCCAAACUCUGUCAGCAUUCUUUGGCAGUUACCCCAAAUUUUUGUUAUUUCUGUCGCUGAAAUAUUAGUUUCGAUAACUGGAUUAGAGUUUGUGUACUCACAGUCUGGCCCUUCUAUGAAGGCAAUAGCUAGUGCCUGUUGGAGUUUAACCUCAUCACUUGGCAGCAUAAUUAUUAUAAUUAUCACACUCCUACCUACAAAGAAUUUGGCUGUCAGAGCUUUUCUAUUUUCCGGUGCAAUGAUAAUUGAUGUGUUGAUAUUUGCUUUUCUAGCCAAGUAUUGCUACAAAUACAGAAAAAACACAGCAGCAUAUAAAGAACCCUCCUCACUAAAACAAAAUUCGGAAGAAGUCAAGUCGGAUUAA
Meloidogyne enterolobii is the source of this 2274-nucleotide messenger RNA. NCBI's taxonomy places the organism in Eukaryota, Metazoa, Nematoda, Chromadorea, Rhabditida, Meloidogynidae. The record is from the annotation of a GenBank genome assembly.